This is a messenger RNA of Sphenostylis stenocarpa, 363 nucleotides long. Lineage: Eukaryota; Viridiplantae; Streptophyta; Magnoliopsida; Fabales; Fabaceae. The record is from the annotation of a GenBank genome assembly.
AUGAAGGGAAAAUUAUCGUUGGGAAGCAUCGAUAACUUGUACACAAGUGUGAAGGAUCUUAAUUCAUCAUGGUUCAUAGGGUCAGCAAAAAACUCCUUACUGAAUCCAUGUGUUCCUCAUCAAUUUGGUUGUACAAGCCAGCCAAUACAUAUUCCAGAAGAAGACCCUCCUAAUUAUUGGUAUGACAUCGUUCAAGAGUCACAUUUGCCAUUGGAUGAUUUUGAGGAACAUCUGGUGGAAAUUAAGAACUCACGCGAGGCACUGAAGCUGUUGAGAGCCUCUUUGACAUCUAAAGCUGCUUUGACGAAUAGCCUGUCCUUCUUACUGAAGAAAAGGAAAUGGGAAAAGUGUAUUUUGGGAUGA